Molecule: messenger RNA, 2052 nt
Organism: Arabidopsis arenosa
Lineage: Eukaryota; Viridiplantae; Streptophyta; Magnoliopsida; Brassicales; Brassicaceae
Source: the annotation of a GenBank genome assembly
AGAAGGAGGGGGAUUCUAGUCUUUUACUCCAGAUUAACCAGUCGAGAAGAUGUCAGACGUGACGGAUUCAGCCUCAGCCCUCGACGAGAUCAAGAAAAUGCUGAAAGAUCUCUCCGAAAAGACCGACCAGCAACAACUCGCGACCACUACUUUGUCUGAGAAGUUUUCAGCAUUCGAAGAACAAAGCACCAGUCAAAUCGCAGUCCUCACGGCAAGUUGUUCCGAAAUCAGGUCAGCCCACAAUGCUUAUGCCGAUCGGGUUGAUACUAUUCUUGCAGGAACCUUGCGAACCAGCGGACCUCGCGGGCAUCUGGAUUUUCACAAUCCAAACACUUCGGAAGUUCAAGAUCCUAGACUUGUCACCCCUAGCAGUGCGCUCCCGGCUUCGUUACCUCUGGGUUCUCAAAGCGAGCCUGGAGGAGGAUCUAGUUUUCCACAAGCACCUCAAAAUCCAGCCAGCGAUUCGUUCGCUCUGGUCAGAACACCUUUUCCUGUCCAUCCGGAGAGUACCCCGCGUCACCCCCAAACCGGAUUCAAUCUACCUCGACUCCCGGUCAGCCCGGAAAUCCAGAACCUGCAGAAUCAGAUCCGGGAAAUGAAUUCGAAGGUUCAUCAAGCCACCAGCUCGGCUCCCGAAGUCGAUAGAGUGAUCGAGGAGACAAGAAGGACUCCUUUUACUCCACGGAUUGCAGCCCUGCGAAUUCAAGACCAAAGGAAGGUCAAACUUCCGGGGUACAACGGUAAGGGAGACCCCAAAGAAUUUUUAACGUCUUUUCAGGUUACCGCAGGGCGCGUACACCUGGAGCCAAAUGAAGUAGACGCGGGUUUAUGCAAACUCUUCGCUGAGAACCUGUCCGGGCCGGCUUUGACCUGGUUCACUCAAUUAGAAGAGGGAUCUAUCGAUAGCUUCAAGCAGCUAUCCACUGCUUUCAUUAUGCAGUACGGAUACUUCAUCAAGAGCGAUGUAACUGAUGCACAGUUAUGGAACCUCUCGCAAGGAGCUGGAGAGCCACUCCGGACUUACAUCACGUCCUUUAAAGAGAUUAUGGUUCAGAUCCCAAAUCUGUCUGAUUCCGCAGCUAUUGCUGCACUCAAGAACGGUCUCUGGCAUGAAUCUCGUUUCCGAGAAGAAUUGACUGUUAACCGACCAGCCACUAUUCAGGACGCUCUUCAUCGGGCAACGAACUGGAUAAACGCGGAGGAAGAGCGAGCUGCUCUAGCCAAAAAGUUUAAAGCUGCCCCGAAGCCCGCUCAGCUUCCUCCGCAGAAGAAACCUGUUCAAGCCGAAGCUCGCAAACCCGGAGCGGGAACAUUUUCAGUAGACCGGGAAGAGCCGAAAAAUUCUCCGAAGAAUUCACCUGCGAAGCAAUCCUUCUCGCCCAAGAACAAAAAUGGCGCAUUCCCGAGUAACAAGUGGAUCCGUGAUCCAAACGCCUACUGCGAAAUCCACAAAGUUAAUGGACAUGCUACGAAAGAUUGCAAAGCUUUAGGAAGACUGCUGGCUGCUAAGUUCGCAUCUGGUGAAAUAUCUGAAAUUGAUGUUUCGGAGCUCGAGUCAGCUCAUCCGUCAGAGCAAACAGUUGAGCCAGAGGUGUCCUCUCCCCCUAAUAAGAAAUCGAAGAGGAUCCAAUCUCCGGAUAUUCCGAAAGGACCAAAAAAGCAAAUCCAGGUGAUUAUGGGGGGAUCCAAGCUUUUUCGAGACUCCAUUAGUGCGAUCAAGCAACACGAACGAAGAACAAACUCCCCAGUACUCAAGAAAACAAGAGUCAUUGAGGAGCAGUUACCCGAGAUAACCUUCUCCGAAAGCGAAACGAGUCAACUUGACAAACCGCACGAUGAUGCUCUGGUCAUAACACUUGAUAUUGCGCAUUGCGAAGUAUCACGAGUUCUCAUUGAUACUGGGAGUUCGGUGGAUUUAAUCUUCCUUGAUACCCUGACAAGAAUGGGGAUAUCAAAGCAAAGUAUAAAGGGGCCACCAUCUCCUUUGGUUUCCUUUACCAGUGAAACUUCAAUGGACGCCUUGGCUCUAUGAAAUGAAAGCUGUACCCUCGA